AGUAGAUGUGGCUGAGCAGUCUCUGGUUGUUGUCCAUAGCUUGGCAAGUUGGUCACAACGCCGGCAUUGAGAAUCCUGGUCUUUCGGACCUCACUUUAGAUCAUCCUUGGCUGGAGCCUGAGGCAUCAAAGUGUAACUCCUCUUCUGUAAUUGUGAGUAAUCCUGUGUCAAAUGGUGAUUUGCAGCCCCCAGAAAGUAACGUUGAAAUGUCAGAAACAGAUUGUGAAAUGCCCUAUUUAUUAAGGGAGAACUGUUCUUCAUUAAAUCUGUCUGGUAGUGGACAGGUCUCCAUGAGCCCUGCAGCUCCUGCAGAGGAAUCUGGUUUAUCUGUAACGGCUGCUUUGAAGGAACUUCACCAACUUUUGGUCAUUAGUUGUCAAGAAUCUCCAGGAAGUCUUGUAUCUGAAGAAGUAAUCUGUCACAAGGAAGCAGCAUCUGAAGACCCAACUGACAGUAGGGAGAGAUCUGAGCAGCUGCCUCAAAGUCAGGGUCCUCCAGGGAUAUUGGGGGAGCAGGACCCUCAGGGCUCCUCCUGCCGGGUGAAAUCUGUCCCAGUGAAGGCUGAGCAGUUAACGAGGGUGUCCCCAGGUGCUGGAGGAGAGAAUGGGAUCAGCAGAAGUCUCGAUGAAGGCCAGGCAGCUGCCCCAGAGGAUGUCCAGGAGUCACCGGAGUCGAGAGGGGAAAGGCUCUCUUUCCCAGGGACAAGCUCCGGAACAUUGGGUCAGCUCACCUCGCUAUGGUGCAGAUAUCACACAGACACUUUGGCAGGUGAGGCAGGUACCAUCCUUCAGACUUCUCUACAAACUGAGGCCUUGCCAUCUGACUUCAUACCAGUGCUCUCUCAGGACACUCAGAACCCACUGACAGGAACGCCUGACAUCAGGGAAAGUGUUGUCUGUCCUGAAGCCACGAGGCCCCUUAGCAGACUGGCAACUGGUCAGUCCCCCGGUGUCAAACCCCUCACUCUCACAAGCCACCUUUUCCCUGCCGCAGACGUGGACCGGAUCCUUCGUGCGGGUUUUACUACACGAGAAGCUCUUGGGGCUUUGCAGCGCGUCGGUGGAAAUGUCGACCUCGCUCUUCUCAUUUUGCUGGCAAAGAAUAUCACUGUUCCGACAUAAAACCAUGGAAAAGGUGGACUGGGUUAAGUCCCCAUUUCUUCAACAAAUAAGUAUCGCUCUCCGGAUGUAUAUGCCUAUGAUGUACGUAAAAGCCUGCAAGCAGAAUGUUGAGCCAGAUUUUUUUUUAAGAUUUUUAUUUUCGGCCAAAGUAAUUUAUGAUCUCAUGUCUAAUGAAGUUGUCUAUUACACUUGUUUAAAAUGUGGGCCUUUUUAGUGUAUUGGCAGUGUGUGCACAUGAGCUUCUUAUUCACAUAAAUGAUGCGUUCUGGAAUAAAACUGAUGGGUUUAUAUCAAGUGUACCAUUUUAGCAGACACUGGUAGAAAUCCCACCACCUGUCCAACCCAAAGCAGAUUGGCUGACUUUCAGGGUUGUGUGUAUUCCACAUUUGGAUGAAGGUAAAGUGGAGAGUGUAUUGAGGCAGAAUGUCGAGGUACAAACUGUAGCGAAAACUGCUUUCCCCCGACGGUUUUAUCCAGCACUCUAGGUGUUGUCAUCCACUGAUGCUCCAGGGAAAUGAAGGAACUACUACUACUAUACGUCCUGCUAGAGCACUGUAGCGCUGGGGCCCGACAUAUUUAUGGGUGGGAAAAAGUGGAUCAGAACUUCCUAAUUCAUACAUGAUGAGCUGCUGUGCAGAUUGCAAACAGUACUUGAUGGAGUGGAGUUUCAUUUUCAAGUGGAACAUGGUGCUACCCCACCUCUUUUUUUUUUUUUAAUUAAUUAAGGAAAAACCCAAGAGCCCUGAAAUUCUAUCUGCAUUGAGCAUGCUGAUCUGUAAAGUGGGAGGAGCUGCAGUAGCUGAGACCCCAGGGGUCCCCAGAGGUUGGGUUUGCUAGAUCGAUGACUGAACAACCUUAAUCCUGAAUGCCUGUGCUCUACUUGCCCUCUGAGCUCAUGCUCUGCUAGGAGAUGUUACUCCAUAAUUACUGAUCUCUGUGUGAAUUGAGGCAUGAUGCAAUAACCAUGGCACCAAUUUAUCUCUGGAGAGGGCAGAUAACUCGCAGCUGUCAUCUUCAUCAAAAUGCCAGUGGGAAGUGUCCAUUUCUGACUCUGUGAGUGGCCUCGGUAAAUCUAAAUUUUCCAUCUUUUUCCUCUGGAAGCCUCCCAACUAAAGUUUGCCAUCUUCAUUUUGGAAGCGUGGAGUCAGAGCAGGGUAUAGAGUGUGGAGAAUACCUUUCUUGUGGCCUUUGUGUUGAAGACCAGCCCCUGGGAUUGCAUUGUCCCAUGGGCCCCACUGUGCACUCCCGUUGGGAGUUCUCAUCCUAGUCCUUCUACUCCUGGAAGAGGGAAUUGACUGUUUUAAGAUUUGUGAACAUGACAAAUCAGGAUCUUUGAUUGUAAUUGAAAAUGGAGGCCUUGAAUCCUGUUUGCAAACUCUGAAGUCUCUUGGCUUCGUGUGUAUAUUUUUAAAGACCUGCUUUCGUCCAAACCCAAGUCCAUUGAAUAUAGUAGGUGGAGAAUUCAUUUUCUCAGGAGCAUUUGUCAUUUUAAUUUGGGGGUUUCAUUCCCACACCCCUUCCCCACUCUUUUUUAAAAGAGGUUUUAGCCAGGGGAAUUAUAAAUCACACGUUGAGCAGGUGGCAAAAAGAAUUGCUUUGGCAUGGUUAGCCAGAGGGGCAUGGAAUAGUAGGGUAAGUCAGGCCACCAGUGAAUCAUUGGAGACUACUUCAGAUUAUAGACCCCUAUCCCCAUCCCCACACCAAAGAUUUAAGAUGCAAUAUGGAACUGUUUACAGGCUUUUCAUGAAUCCCAUUCCAGAGCCAUAAUUGGAACUAGGUCAUUUGUGUUGUAAUUAGUGCAAAAUCAAGUAACCAUACGUUGAAUCCUCUCUGCUUUGUGGUUAAGGAAUAAAAAUGGUGGUCGUGGGCUAUUUUCUGAGCAGAGGCUUCUGGGAAGGGGAAAUGGUUAAUGGCAACCAGACCCUUUUCCCAACAGGCCUUUGGUUUGAAGAUUGUUUUCUGUUUGGAGGAUAGCAGAAAUUAACUUUGGCACAGAAUCAUUCCUUGGGGGCACAAGGGACAUUCCACAUCUUAAAGGUGCACGUGAUGAUAGGAGUCAUCAGUGGCACAGAUAAUUCUGAGGGCUGGGAGGAAGGGACUUUCACAAGUUUUUGUGCUGAUUUUAGUUAAAAAUCACAUAUGCCUGCAGUUAUACAGAUAUUCAUCUAAAGAACACUCAGAUGAAAGUCUAGCCCAGAAGGGCAUCUGCCAAAAUCCUUAACUUUUGUUUUUGACAUACGAUUAUUCCUAAUCUUUUUGUGUUUUACCUUUUCCCCUUUCCUAUUCUUCCAUGCGUGUGAACAAAAAUAUGUCGAUGUUUUUGUCUUAAAAUGUGCUGUUUGUGUCUUGAUUCAGUAGUAGCUAAAAACAGUCCAGAAUUGCUAAAGACACUUCGGAUAUUUUCACUUCAGCAGUGUGAACACGCAUUCUUUUUUUCUUACUGUGUACCCACUAAAGUAUAGUUAGCUCUGAAAGGACAGUAACUAGAAUGAACUAUCAAGUUUAACAUUUGUCAGUGUGACUAUAUAGACCUAAGGUCUAUGUGCUGAUGCAGGCAGAGAUGAUGAUGACCCCUUAAGCGAUUAUGAUCAACCUUCACAGGGUCCAAAACUUGUAGGCAGAGCUGACCUCAAGUUCUGUCAACAUAGAAUAUUCUUGGUGAUUUGAAAAGAAGCUCUACCUGCCCCUCUCUCUUCCUGGCUAAACCCUUCUACAACUUGCAUUAUUCUGCUGCUUUCUGGCAUUCUGUUAGCCAGGCAACCACCUUGAAGGGCCACCCUCAGCCCAUUUGCUUGUUGUACCAAUGUGGGUCACCAGGGGUCAGUCACCUCCAGGUCUCCUAGACUUUGUGUUUGGGCUGUUACUACUGUUAGGAAAGGGAUGGAGAUAGAGAUCAACAGGAGAGUUAACUCUUCUGCUUGUCUGUAGACCCUUGCUUGUUGAGGCUGCGUGAUGCCAUAUUUGAUCAGUUCGUCUAGCCCUUUGUUUUUUCCUUGAACCUUAGCUUAUGUGAUGUGACACAUACAGAUCCAGCUCUCUGUGGUCUGGGAGGGUCAGAGGACCUUUUGAGGGGUCUGUGUCCUUGAUUUUAAGAAGUCUGGUGACCACAGUGGGGCCUUCCUUUCCUAGCCCCCAUCCUCUACUAUGUGAGCCAUAGUGUGUUCUUUUUUUCUUUAAUCAAUAGAUAUACACGUAUAUAUACUUAGACAUGCAUAUAUGAACAUACACAUAUAUCUAUUUAAAAUACAUGGGAUUGUCUUUAUAAUUCCAUAUAUAUUAUAUAUAUAAAGUAAUAUAUAAAUACACAGGAUGAGGCAAAUUUUUAAUACAGUUCUACAUCCUGAUUUAAAAAAAAAUUUAAACAAAAUAUGAGCAAAUUCUCAACCAGAGAGAUGAACCGACUGCCUUCCGCCAAUCAGCGAUGUGCCAGCUUUUGCCCUGCCACGCAGAGAAGCAAGUCUUAGGGAAGGAAGGCCCACGUGUCUAGGGCAAGCUGCAAUUUAUAGCAGGGGUUUGGCAAGUGUGUCCAACUCACUUUGCUACUCAUAAGCCACCUAGAGAGAGUAUAAGCUGAAAUAAUUGAGCUGCUAAAUGCCUCAUACACUUUUGUAAGGCUGAUCUACAGGGGGUUUCACUGUAGACGUUUACAUUUUUAGUGGCACUGUUUCCUGGUUAUUAUUAUAGGACACUUGUUUUAUUGUGACCCCGCUUGGUUGGCCUAUCCCAGAAGCCCGAUUACUCCUUUUGAGCAGAUAGGGUGGGAGCCUGAAUCCCAGAAGGUAGAAUGAGUGAUAGUCUUUGGAUGAGCUGCAGUUGCAGCAAGACAUAGUAAAUGAAGCACCCUGGCCACUUCUUGAAAAGACUUUCUUUUUCUUGAGGGGCUGAGCCUAAAAUACUAGUUACUCUGAGUAACCAUUCAGGGUGGGAACUUGCUAUGAUUUAUGGACCAACUUGUGCAUCUAACUGGUCAGCAGCAAGAAUAGAGGUGGAACUUGGGCUGGUAGCUCAGUGAACGAACGAAAGAAGGAAGUGGUUUUAAUGGAGUUUUUGUUCACUUUUUGGUGCCUUGUUUCUACAAAUAACCCAGAGCACAUUGUGGUAGAGAAGCAAAGUUGGGGGGGUCUCUUUUUCUGCAAGGGGGAAUCGUCAUUUCUGAAAUACAAACCAAUGCUCAUUUCUAGUUACGUUCCCAUAUUCCCCAGAAUGUUGCCUUCUAGGAAUGCAUUAUCACCAUGGUGGGAUAGAGAAGGGGCAGAUGGGGAGGUUAGCCCCUGAUUGAUUCAGUCUUUGGACUGAACCCUGAUAUCUUGUAAUAAUUCUGCUAUUUAGCCUCAGGAACAAGGUCUGCUUUGGCUUGUUGGCAGUAUGACUUUGAACUUGUGGAGAGGUUCGGUAGAAAUUUGAUGCUGUAGACUUCACUAAACUCUGGAAAACCAGACUUAAGAUAGAAUCAUGUAAUCCAAAAAUUCCCAGGACUGGUUAUUAGCCAUUGGUCCAACAGCUGAUGGGUUGGGGAUGGGUGGGUGUAUAAUUGGUGCUUAGCUGAGGACAGUUUAGAAGUUAAAAUUGGCAGGUUCUUCAGUGUCUUGAGUUUACAAAUAAGUCAGGCGUUCAUUCAUUAGUUCAGGCCAGCUGCUCAAAAUGGGACGUGCUUUGACAGACAAUUAGCUGUACACUACUGUAAUAGGCAGCUGAUGAGGCUUGCUGGGAAGUUGGCAGCACAUGGAGACCUUGAAAGCCACAGUGAAUUUCUUUUGGAAGAACUUGACUAAAGGAUUCUUUAAAACAGGGUUUCUUACUUAGGCUGGGGUCUGUGCAACUUGUUUUUAAAAUAUAUUUAUAUUGUGCUAACUGUACUUCAAUAUCAUUGUUCUCCUUGGUAAUCGUCUGUUUUAUUUUUGGCAUUUCAAACGUGGUGAGAAGAGGAUCUUUAGCCUUCACCAGACUUCUAAAGUGGGGUCUAUGACACAGGAAGGCCAAGAACCCUGGUUUAGAUGAAGUGGCCUCAUUUUACCCAUCCCAGUUAAAUUUACCCAGGAAUGUGGGAAGGGUGCAUUUGGCAGGUUUGAAGGCGGGGUUCCGUGGUAUUGAAUCUGAGAAUUGAAAGGGAAAACCCAGUGGGUGUGCUGAAGGCUGUUGUGGCGGG
Dromiciops gliroides (monito del monte) is the source of this 6267-nucleotide messenger RNA. It is a transcript of the gene RSC1A1, whose product is annotated as regulator of solute carriers 1. Lineage: Eukaryota; Metazoa; Chordata; Mammalia; Microbiotheria; Microbiotheriidae. The record is from RefSeq and is a predicted model, not a curated record.